AUGGCGAAAAACACCAUUUGGGUGCAUUUGUGGCAAUUUUUGAAAACAGAUUCAAGAUCAGCGGGUUCGAAUCUAUAUGUGUACCAAAUUGCACAAAAAGUUCAACACCUACUCUCAUGCAUUUCCCUUGUAAGUGUUAUUAAUUGGUACAUUUUUUAAUUUUCUUAUGUAGAAGUUUCAGGCUUUCGAAGAAGAAGAUGUUUCGUUUGGACAGGAAAUUCAAAGAUAUCAACAACUUUUCACGGAACGGGCCAGUCAAGUUAGUUUAUUUUGAGGUUUGGGGGGGAGCAAAACUAAUAUGUGAGAUUAGAGCUUCAUUGGAACAUAUUGGGUAAAGUUUUUGUUCAAAAUAAUUAUGUUUAAAUCAUCAGGUGAAGCUUUGAAUUAAACUUGAUGGUAUAGGAUUUUCUUGAGACUCAUUUGACCAAACUUUUCCUCGUUAAUUUUUCCGAUAUUUCCACCAUUUCUCUGACGCUUUUCCUGUAAUAUAGAAAUUAGCAAAUUAUAUAAAGUAAACCAAAAGUAAUGAAACUCAAGAAAGUACAUUUUUCCAUAAAAUAGCUUUUUGAGCACCAGUUUUUGUAUAAAACUAUCAAUAAUCAACUGAAAUUAUAUUACUUGUUCUAGGAAAAAAGGUAAAUAUGAAUUUAACAACAAGUUACAUUCAAAUUCAUGAAAAAACAAAAAAAAAUACGCGAAUGAAAAAUUUUCGAAAAACAAAACCAAGUCAACCGUCCGCGAGCCGGCAGACGGCCGUCGAAUUCUGAUACUAAUUUGUCAGUUUGCUAGCUCGCAGACAGCGCCUGCUAGGUUCUGCCAGCUAGCAACCUCGCGGCGAGCUGUCGAAAUGCCUCUGCUAGCUUUCGAUAGCUCGCAACCUCGCGGACAGCUGACGAGACGUUUUCUGAGAUUGAUAAAAAUUGCAUGUCUCGCACUCACUCAAAAAUUUGUGUGUUUUGUCGUUGCUGUUUUAUUAAUCAGACUAAAAUGGUGUGGAUCUUCACUCAUUUCCCAUUUCGCAAGGCAAUUUUUCUGACAAUCUACAAAAUUCAUCUUCGUUUUGUUCAUCUGUCCCAGUGUUUUUUUUUUCAUCAAGUUUAUCAGUUGUGUUUUGAUGGAUUUCUCUUCCACUUUAUCACAUGGAAAAAAAUAAAACAUUUUUUGCUGCUGUGCAGUGUUUGCAGAUUCAAAUACGCAGGCGGAAAAGGGGUGAGAGACGCAGAAGAAUGUUCUAGAAUUCGAACAUUUUUCAAAGGAAAAUAAAAAGUGCGCCGCAAAAUUGCAGUUUUGAGAGAGAAAAAGAGGGCGGAGUCGAGGGUCAGCGUGCGGUCAGAGAGUUUCGGUCGUAAUUUCACGUCAAAAGCAAAUUUUUCUCAUUUUUUUCUAUGUGCUUUAUAAAUAAAUACAAAUAAAUGCAAUAUUUCUUUGUAAUCAACGGGGUUCACCAAUCCAUUCCAACUUAAAAAAGUCGUAAGAAUAUUAUUUCUCCCGAAAAUAAGCCCUAGAGGUUCGUUAUUAUUCGCAUGGAAAUUUUGCCAGGAUUUUUUUUCGAAUGAGGACUUGAAUGAUUUGUUUGUUCACUAAGCCUAAGUUAUAAAUGACAGGAAAGUUGAAAAUCAUUUUUUGACUUUAGAAGUCCGUAUUUUGAGCUCAGGCUUAGUUAAAUGUCUGUAUAUUAGGCUCCCCCAUUUGAACAUGUGUUACGGGCUGCCACAUUUUUCAUUGAUAAUAGAAAUGGAGCACUUUAAUGAUCGCUUGAACAAAAAUAAAAAGUUCAAUUUAAAUUCCGGAAGUCAUUUUCCAAUUAAUUCAUUGGCUCAGACCCAAAAUGGGUAUCGUCAAUCUCUCGUCAGAAACACGGAUUAGUUGUCAUCACUGCCGCCUUUUCUUCUCUUCUCUUCAGUGUCUAUCUGUUUGUAGUGCGACACUUCGCUGGUUUGACCGAGCGCUAUCGUUUGUGUGUUGCGAAGCUCCGCCCACUUUGCAAUGUGAGUUUUUUUGUGAGCGUUUCUGAUAUUUUAAGGAAAAAAUAUAAUGAAAACAGUUUUAUUUUCAUCUUGUUAUGCGAAAUACACACAAUAUCAAGCGCACUAACUUAUAUAAUUCAAGAAACGUGCAUUUCAAUGUUUAAAAGUGGAGUCCGUGAAAAAAUUAAGUUGUGCUUAAAAAUUACAAAGUUUGAAAAAUCAGUGAAAUACCGUGUAAGAUGGCUGUAAAAGUGUAAAAGUCCAUAAGUCCUGUAGCUUGGAUUUAAUGUUUGAGAAGCUUCCAGAAAAAUCCUUCUAGGAUUGUACUAAUUAGAACAUGCUCUUUCAAAUAAGCACAACUUAAUUUUUGCUCGGGAUCCACCUUUAACGUGUAAAAUCGGCGUAAAAUGGUAAUGACUGAAAAAAAAGAAGCAUCGCAUUAAAAUGUCUAAUAUCAUUAAAAACAUUAAAUGUUCUAUGGAACUUAUAUAAUUCGAGAAACCUACAUUUCGCGGGUUGUGCGAGGAGCAAUGCUUAACAUGUAAAAUGGGUGUGGCUUAUCGCCUAUUUCCAGUUUUUGUUAUUUUCAUGAUAUAUAGUGGUCUGUGAUCACAAAAACUUUUAGGCCAAUUGAUCAUUUUUGAGAAACUUACUGAAAAUUACACUUGAAACAUACUUCAUCGAAUCAAUAAUGCGAUCUCAAAUAAGAAAUAAUUGUUCAGAUACAUUUUAGUGCAACCGAUUCUAUAAAAUUCAUGGAACUUUGUAAGGUCGAUUUCAUAAAUUCUCCGCGUCCGAUAAAUUUUUUCAGGUUACUGUAAUUUUAAUAAUAAUAAUAAGUUUAUUUAUAAGUCAUAAAAAUUACACUCGUCAUGUAAACCAGUGAAUUUCCACAAAUAUAUACACAACAUUCAGAUUUUUUUUAAAUUUAACGUUUUAAAUUUAAUAGAACUACAGCUUCAUUUUUUUCAAGCCAGAAAAAGUUUCAAAUUUUCCUCUUUCUGCUCAGAUUUUCUGCUUCAAAUAUUCUCAUAUUUCACGCGAUUGAUAUAUGAUAUACAAGGCUUAUUUCUUUUUUCUUUUCUCUCAACUCUCUUUUUAAUGAGAACUUCUGUUGAUUUCAUUAUUUAUCGUCUUCUUCGCAAAGGUUUCAUGUUUUCCUUGUUUAACAAGAUAAAAAAUUGUUGUCUGGUUUGGUUUGGACCAAGAAAAGAAGAGAAGGCACUUAGUUCAAUUCUUCUCGCCAGCAAAAAUUGAAUUUAGGGUGCGCGCCGAUUUUCGUUUUUUUGCAUCAAAAAGACUACAACUGGUAUAAUAUAUAUUUGACCAGAGCAUCAAAAGCAAAAAGGAUUUGACAUUAAAAUAUUUUCGGAACUCAUUUUUCAUUUUAUUUCAUUCCAUUUGAGCUUUUUCAAAAAUAAAAAAGAAAAUCAUCGGGACCACAUUUCUCAUCAUUUUUCUCUCUUUUUUCCUUUUUUUCUCGUAUAUCGAUUGUCUCUGUCGUCUCUUCAUAUUCAAAUACUAUUUCGUUUUGCUUCAGUGAAAGACCCCUUCAUCCGUGUGCUUUUUUUCUGCUCCUUUCCUUCGCAUUUUCCUCAGCUUCACAUACUUACCACUUCAUUUUUCCGGAAUUUUUGUUUUGCUGCUGAUGUCUUUCUUUUCUCUUCUUCUUCUUCUUCUAAUAAUAAAUAAACAAUACAAUUUGGGAAUAAACAAGCUGAAAUAUUGUUUUGUUAUGUUUUUUCUAAAAGUAAUGAAGGAUGGGUACUGUAUUUUUAAAGAAUCCUUUUUUGUUAAGUUAUGAGACCAAAAUUUGAAAAACUAAAAAAAUAGAGCUAGGAUCCUGAAAUAAUUGUCUGAUGGUCAUCUAGAUCUUCUUGGUCUAGUUCAUUGAUGUUCAUCUGAAGACUUUUCAAUUUGAAACUUUUUUCUAAAUCCAAUUUACUGAGAACAUCUAAUCCACCCCAACCCUUCAUUUUUUUUACAAUUUUUUCGUUGCAACUCUUUUUUUCACGAAAAAUGUUUCCCUGUCAAUCAUCAUUUUUUUUGUUGUUUUUUUACUCAACGCGUUCUGAUGAUUUGCCUAUUAAUUCUAUAAGAUAAUAAAUGUGAGAAUUCUGCACUUUUCUUGAAAAUAAAAGUAUUGUAUCGGAAGAAUCGGAAAAGAAUAUAUUUUGUGUGUGCAUAUAAGCUGUCACUCAUAAAUCAAGAAUAAACCAUAAAUGUCUUUUGGGCUCAAAACAUGUGCACAUAUAAUCUAGGCGCUUUUUGACAAGAGACGACCAAUCUUUUUCGUUUCAAAAUUUCAAAGUUUUUCUAAUGUUUUGCGAUAUCAUUUUACAGCCAGACAUUCAUUAGCAAAUACAUUUUUCAUGAUCCAAUUAAUCAACAGCUCAUCUGCUCUCUCAAAACUUUUAUCUCUUUUUUCUCACUUUUUCUUUUUUUUCAAGUAGAUUUUUUGCUGCUAUUGCUGUAAUAUUUUCUCACUCAUUCAUUUCGAUUUUUGUGCUCAUCAUCGUUGUUCCCGUGCACUUUUUUCAUCGAAAAUUCCCCAAGGAAGCACCUGUUUUUUGAAUUAUUUGUAGAUACAUUGAAAUUUAAUUUAUUGUCAAUUUACCCCCAAAAUUCUAUUUCUUCUUCAUUUCGCUUUCUUCUUGAAAACUUUGUUCAAAACCAGUGCAUUUCCCAAGAGACAUCGAUUUGUGCCCAAUUUUUUCGCUUUCCAAGCGAACUCGUUCGCAUUUUUUUUUUGGAGAAUUGCACAUUUUGUGCUUUUAGAAACUCUUCUAUUGAUCUUGAAAUUUUUGAGUACUGUAGCUCAAAUAAAUUUUGGAGAAAUAAACUUGAUAGUGUUGAUAAAUAAAAAUUGAGGCAUUCGUGUCUUAACACCAAAAAAUUAGUUUGAUGGAUUGAUCACCUUUCAGAGCACACGCGAUAUAUCAUCACAUAUCUUUUUCUCGCAACAUUUAUUAUCUCAACACACACACCAAAUGUUUUUCUUUAUUUUUUUGCUCAACUUUUACUCUUCAUUUUUUUUUUCGUUGCUUUGAUCUAUCUACUUUUGACAUCUAUACUGAUUUCACAGAUGCGAUAGGAGAAGAAAACGGAAAUAUCGAGUAGAAACUAAAAUUGCGCUAUCAACAAAUAUCUUUAGCCUGAAUGUUCAUUAGAUUUGGUUCGAAGGUUGGUUUGAACUUCAAUAAAUAAUUCAUCGAACAAAUUGAUCAUUUUCAGGUCAAUGGGUGUUUUUGUGUGUCGCGACAACUUCACUAUCAGUAUCAUCUCAAAACGACGAUCAAUGGGACAGCGACAAGCCAAGCAACAUAUGCAAGUGAGUUUGAACACCGAACACUUGUUUAGAUGAGUGAGAUGAAUUAUUUCAAAUGGAAGAGAAUUUUCGAAAAAGUAUAAUUCCAAAAACAAUGUCUAGGAAAAAACUCUGUAUCAAAAAAAAAUAGGAUUACCGGGUUUUUUCCUGUUCAAUUAGAGACGCUCCCCGUUUUUCACCCCUUAUUCAAUACAAUUGCUUCAGUCUGGCGUCAAAUUGUAUCAUCAAAGACAUUACGCACAAGCAAUCAAUAAAUGGAGACAGUCAUUAAAUAGGCUAAAGUAAGUAUCACAAUUCAUCACUAAUUCACCUUCCCUCCUCUUUCUUUCCAGUAAUGUCGAAGACCGUUUCAUAACUCUCGGUUAUUUGGCUCAAGCACUUUGUGAUCAGGGAGAAUAUGAAGGUAUGCUAUCAUAUGCUCUGGCUCAAAUGCAAUUGGCAACUGAUCAAAAUGAUUCCGCAAUGAAGUGUGAAGCAUUUUUGAAUCUUGCAAAAGCAUAUGAACGACUCGCUGAUUUUACAAAAGCGUUACAAUAUGGUAAAGCUUCUCUAGAACAUCCAUCAAUGGAUCCACGAACACCUGGAUAUGCACAUUUAAGUGAGUUCAACAAAAAUCCAAUGCAAAUUAUAAUAUUUGUUUAUUUUCAGCGAUAGCAUUAGCACAUCUUGGAAUGUCACAAUUCCAACAAUGUUUAGAAUGUUUUGAAUCUGCAAUGAAUGUUGCAAAUGAAACAUCUGAUCGAUUACUUGAACUUCAAAUAUGUGUUGGUCUCGGCUCUCUUUUUACACUUCUUCGAGAUAUUACAAAAGCUCUUAUAUUUUUGAGAAAUGCUCUAGCAAUUGUUCAAAGUGUUACUGUAGAUGAUGUUCAUGCGAAAUAUCGUUGUUUGAUCCUUUAUCAUUUAUCAGUUGCACUUCGAAUAAAAAGGAAGUUUAGUUGAUGCAAAAGAAGCGUGUGAUGAAGCAUCGCAAUUAGCAACUGAAAUGGGAAAUCGAGCAAUUCAUGCAAGAUGUAUGUGUAGUUUGGCUGAUAUUUAUCGAGAAUUAGGAGAAAGUGAAGCAAAGGAAACUAUUACUGUAAGUUUUCAAUUAUUUCAUUUGAUUCAACUUUAUUUUUUAAUAUUUUCUUCAGAAAUCCUGGGCAAGAUAUGAAGAUGCUUAUCGAGUUAUGCGAGGAUCUAAUGAUCGUAUGGGUGAAGUAUUAGUUCUUUCUUCAAUGGCGAAAUCUGCAUCGGAGAGUCGAUCUCAUUAUACUGGACAAUGCGAAUGUCAGGCGAUACAAUUGAAUAAAAAAUGUAUUGAAAUUGCUAAUCAAAUUGGAUGUAAAGUAAGUUGAGAGGAUUUUUCGAAAUGGGAUAAACUUAUUUUUUCAGCAUGUUGUAUUGAAAUGUCAUCUUCGAUUGGCUGAAUUAUAUUCGCAAUUAAAUGAUGAUGAUUCUGAAGAAACAGCAAGACGUGCAGCCAGUCGAUUGACACAAGAAAUGCAAUUAUUUUGUAAUUUCUGUGGACAACGAUACGGUUUGAAAGACGAAAGUUUGCAAGCUCUUCGAUGUUCACAUAUUUUCCAUGAAAAAUGUCUGCAUACUUAUUUAAUGCAAAGAUCUGAUCAAACUUGUCCAAAAUGUCGAUGUCGAGCUGUUCUAUCGGAUAAUAUUUCAGUUCGAUCUUCAAUCGCUUCAACAAUUGAUAUUCAAACACCUUCAAGUGAGACUUUACAAUUAUUUUUUCUCACUUCGAAUAUCUCAGAUUACAUAAGUAUUUUCAGCUUCGUUUGCACCACCUGGCGGUGUUCCAACUCCUUUAGUUCACGCGGCUGCUGAGCUUGGAGAUAUAACACCUCAAGCAACAUUGAAUCGUCGACAACCUGAUAAAAUCCUGAGGUUGGAAAUUAGUCAUCGAAAUUUAGACAGAACAUAGAGAUAUUUUUGCAGAGGUGCUGAAAAAGAUAUUGAUCGAGUUGAUAGAAGUUUAGCCCGGCUUCGAAGUCAGAGUCAAAGUCAAGAAAAAGGUUCUGUAGACCAUGUGUCAAACCAUUCUGGUGCAUCUUGUUCAACAAAACCACCACCUCCUCCAAGGAAACCUUGCUGUUCAGAGGUAUUUUGAAAAAUUAUCGAAAUAAUGAAUAUAAAAAUGAAAAUUUAAUUGUUUAGUCUGCACUUCCACCAUCCUCAAUAGUGGCUCUUCCACCAGCAAUGCCACUUGCAGAAGAUGGUCCUCUUGUUAUAACCCACACACCUACAGUAACCGAUGUUUAG
Molecule: messenger RNA, 7550 nt
Organism: Caenorhabditis angaria
Lineage: Eukaryota; Metazoa; Nematoda; Chromadorea; Rhabditida; Rhabditidae
Source: the annotation of a GenBank genome assembly